CCUUUGGUCUAACCAUACAUAUACUGCAUCACCACAUUAAUUUCUCUGCGCUUUUGGCGACUCACUGUGUGCCCGCGAACUAGCGGCUCGGCUUGGGGACCGGUUUGUCCCGCCUCGUUGGUGCCGGUCACAGCGGAUAAGCAAUAAGCCAUAGCUGGGGCGAGAAGCUGGCGGGGAGUUCCUUUUUCCGACGCGGAUACGCAUUGUUGACACGCGGCGCGUCUUGAACCGAGGCGCCCCGACUUGAAGGCCACAGCGCCUGGGAGGCCGCCGUCAUGCGGCAGGCUGCCGCUGCUACCAACUUAAAAGAGCAGCGGAUGGCGCCCGCUCCGUCGGACAGCUCGGCGCUGAGCCUGCAGCUCUGGCGGGCUACUGGCCUCGCCCCCAAAGCGUUGCAUUGCCCGCGUCAUGUGUUCUCCUCGGAGGCGGAUUGCGAGCCGUCUACGUCAACUUCAGGGCAACAUUCAGACCAGUUUCUCUUCCGCGUGCCCCAGCUGCCGCCCUCGGCGCAGCGUUUCUACAACGGGCCCAUCGACACGUUACCCACGUACCAGCAGGGCGGGCAGGGCGGGUUGCAACUCUCGCGGCGAACGUCUCGCGCCACAGCAACAGCGCCGCCACCAGUGCAGGCGCUACCGGGCGCAGGGAAACAACCCCGCAGUAAACCCACGACAGGGGGUCGGGGAGCCGGCGCCGCGACAGCCUCCACUUCUGCCGGCUGGUACACAGAACCGUACGCUGCUGCACCGCCUGCCUCGUCCCCGGAGGUUGACGACUACGACGUGCUUCUAGCGCAGUGCCCGCGGAGACCGCGGACGUUGCGGUCACGGCGACCGCGGCAGGAGGUUCUGCUCAUAUGGGCGGACGCGGUGCGCUCGGUCUCGUUAUCAGGCCAGAAGGAGACCAGCCUGCACCAGCAGCCGCAGCAGCUUCAACAGGGGACAGCGGCAGAGGUAGGCCUGCAGGCAGGCGGGGGGUCUUCCGGCGGGGGGUCGGUGUCCUCGGGGACGACGUCGUUUGGCGGCGUGGUGCUGGACGCCAAGGGGCAGCCCCUGAGUCCUAGCUCGCCGCUGAGCGAAUGGCGAGGGUAGCGAAAGCAUGUCUUGUGCGCAUUGCAGACAGCAGCAUACAGCAUUGAUCCAUGUAAGCAUGAAAAGGCAUGAGGCAUGAACUAAGCAUUGGGGACAAAAUACGCUGCAUGAGUUGUUGGGUUGUAAAAGGUCAACACCUGGGUUCUGUUGAGGUGCUGACAGCAGUGACACGUGGCGCGCUCCUGAUUUCGUAUUCUGUACGGUGGAGGAUCAGGGGUUGGAUUUGCAUAGGCACGAUGCACACCGCAUACGGCUUUGUAGUUCUUCGGUAUGGGGGUCCGGAUGCGACCUGAGCAUACAUGACGUUUGGAUGUUGAUGACGACAAAUCUACUGUUCUGAUGUGCACGUCCCGUCCAUCUGAGGCGGUGAUGCACUAAUGCAUUCCCAAGUAAUAGGUACGACUGUCAACGUUGAGAGCUUGCUGCAACGCUUCGUGUGUGAAGCCACUGUAACGACUGCAUGGC
Messenger RNA from Chlamydomonas reinhardtii, 1556 nucleotides. RefSeq lists its product as uncharacterized. Lineage: Eukaryota; Viridiplantae; Chlorophyta; Chlorophyceae; Chlamydomonadales; Chlamydomonadaceae. The record is from RefSeq and is a predicted model, not a curated record. Bases 276 to 1091 code for a protein of 271 amino acids. The transcript has 3 exons.